UGUUUACGUCCUUGUAACUUAGCGGUUCGGCAAAAGAGAUACCGAUAGAAUAAGUACUAGGCUUCCAAAGAAUAAGUCCUGGGGUAGAUUUGCUCGACUAAAGGCGGUGCUCCAGCAUGGCCGCAGCCAAAAUGACUGAAACAAGUAAAAGAGUAAAAGAGAGUAUCGGUUACGACCGACAACUCCAACCCUUCAAGACGGUGCCCCUGCAUGGCCGCAGUCCAAUCACUGAAUCAAGUAAAAAAAAACAUUAAAAUAAAUGCAUGACUGAGCAAACCGUCUCUUUCAUUGAAAAGAGCGACAGAAAUCUGUCGAUCACGUCACAUUUGAAUAUGACUGCAGAUAUGAAGGCUUCGGUUCUAAUAACUCUGCAACACUUCGAGGAUUAUGAGGUGGAAGACGAAUUAUUUAAACAGCUUUUGAGUCGCCUCAGAGCUUCUUUUCAAAUUGUCUUCCAGAAUGAUAUUGCACAGAAUCCAGACAUAAAGGAAGAUAUUACUGGUAUCGUCGCAGUAAGCAAGAAGUGCUACGUUACAGACCAGCUUUUAACAACUCUGCCAAGCGUGAGAGUGAUUGCAAGUUUUGGAGUAGGAGUGGACCAUAUCGAUCUAAAAAGUGCUAAAGAAAAAGGAAUACGAGUUGGAAACACGAGAUACGUUAUUUCCGACAGUACAGCAGACCUUGCCAUUACUUUAAUAUUAACAUCGACCCGGAAAAUAUUGACUAGUAAGUGGUUUUAUUAUUCAGGAAGCAGGGAAGACGAAGACCGAGUCAAAGCUACGUUUUACUCUCGUUUGCAUGAUAUGUUACCCGAAACGGAUGUUCUUGUUAUUGCUUGUCCUUGCACAGAACAAACGAUGAACUUGAUUAGUACAGAAGAAUUCCGGUUGAUGAAGAAAACUUCACUUUUGGUCGAGGUAGUUGACACCGAUGCCCUUGUGAAAGCUCUUCAGUCAAAUGAAAUUCAAAGUGCUGCCUUGGAUGUCACCGAACCCGAACCUCUGCCGCGAGGACACCCAUUGUUAUCCAUGCCAAAUGUUAUCAUAACCGCUCACUGUGGAGCAGACACUUUUGAAACUCGCAUAGAAAUGCAUGAUUUAUUGAUAGAAAAUUUGAAAUGUGGUUUGGAAGGAAAAGCGAUGCCGUCUGAAGUAAUUUUGUAAUGCUGAUAUCCAAUCAAGAAACAAAUAUUCUUAAAUUCAUUUUUGAUUGUAAUUGGGAUAGUUAUAAAUGUGUUAAUUAAUCGGGAAUUGUAAGGCGGCGAGCUGGCAGAAACGUCGCUACGUUCUGAGAUUAAAUUCCAUCGAAGUAAGCUUUGCCUUUCAUCCUUUCGGGGUCGAUAUAUUCAGUACCAGUUGCGUACUGGGGUAGAUCUAAUCGACUCCCCUCAUCAAAAAAAAAAAAAAAAAAAAAAAAAAAAUUCGAGCCUUGUGCCUAGAGUAGAAACGAAUUAAUCGUGAAUUAUAUAUUCCUAGAAAGGUAACUGUUAGUAAAUGACUGGGAAUUUGUUUCAUUCUUGUUCAUUCCGAAAGAUAUACCAAUCCUAGAAGAUCUUUAAAAAGGACAACAAUAAAUUUCCCAUUUUAUAUUUUGUUACUUGAUUAUUAAAACUCAAUGGAAAAUAUUCCUUUUGA
Octopus bimaculoides (California two-spot octopus) is the source of this 1634-nucleotide messenger RNA. RefSeq names its product glyoxylate reductase/hydroxypyruvate reductase. Gene Ontology annotation, molecular function: glyoxylate reductase (NADPH) activity; NAD binding; hydroxypyruvate reductase [NAD(P)H] activity. Gene Ontology annotation, cellular component: cytosol. NCBI's taxonomy places the organism in Eukaryota, Metazoa, Mollusca, Cephalopoda, Octopoda, Octopodidae. The record is from RefSeq and is a predicted model, not a curated record.